Messenger RNA from Haplochromis burtoni (Burton's mouthbrooder), 1763 nucleotides. RefSeq names its product leukemia inhibitory factor receptor-like. The record is from RefSeq and is a predicted model, not a curated record. NCBI's taxonomy places the organism in Eukaryota, Metazoa, Chordata, Actinopteri, Cichliformes, Cichlidae. Gene Ontology annotation, cellular component: membrane; neuron projection. Bases 270 to 1724 code for a protein of 484 amino acids. Gene Ontology annotation, molecular function: cytokine receptor activity; transmembrane-ephrin receptor activity; protein binding. Gene Ontology annotation, biological process: axon guidance. The transcript has 12 exons.
UGCUGCAUUGUGCCAGAAGGAAAAGGUUUCAGGAGAAUGUAUGUAAAUGGGUAUAAAGGCAUGGAAAAAAAGAUCAGUGAACAUGUGCAUGCCCUGACUGUCCACCUGGAACAACAAUCAGAAAACUGGAGUGAUGUAAUAUGUGAAACAACCAAAGGAGACAUCAGUGGAGCCAGUUUUCACGCUGGCUACCCCCUGGUGACAGUGAUCUUCAGUGUGAAACCCGGGAUCUGGAAUCUGUCGAUUGUUUUUGGAAUAUAGGAAGGAAAAUGGAGGAACUUGCCAUAGUCAGAAGAAAAUACCAGCUUCAUGGAAGCCCAUGCAACAUUGGACCAAUGCAUCAAUUGGGUAAAUGCUCGCAAAAAGUGGAGCUGGAUGCUGCUGAGAGGAACUGGACCUUAACAGUCACUAAUCCUCUGGGAAAGCUCGAGCUCCAUGACAGGGUGGACCUGACCAAAAGAGUGCACAUGGUUGCUCCAGACAAAGUGGCAGCUUCAACUGUGAACCCCAGAAACAUCAGUCUGAAAUGGAGCUGGACUGUGCAGAAGUACAGUAAUCUCAACAUCACAUGCCAAGUACAUGUCAGUGAUGGAAACUCUAAUACCAAAGUUUACCAGACUGAAAGCAUUGGAGUUGGCCUCACAGCUGCAGUCAUCAAGGACUUGAUACCACACUGGGACUAUGACGUGAGGGUCCGAUGUGGAACAUCACAGCAUUUCUGGAAAUGGGGUGACUGGAGCAAUAGUGUCAAAAUCCGCACGAAGGGUGAUGUUCCAGAUGCUCUUGACGUGUGGAUGAAGGUGAAGGAAGACCAGACUGUAAUCUCCUGGAAGGUGCCACUGACCAAUCAGAGCCAUGGAGAAAUCUUUGACUACAAAGUGUCCUGGGCAAAGACCAAAGACAAAAAUCAGUCAAACCAAACCAACGUGUCCAGAAGCAAUCACAGUCUUACACUCACGCUGGACCCCAGUGAGGAGUACAUGGUCACUGUCACGGCUAGAAACAUAAACGGCAGCUCAUCACCAUCGACCAUCAUCAUCCCCCGCUGCAAUCUAGAUACAUCCGAGGUGAAGACCUCCUGGAUCAGUGGCAGCAAUGGUAGCUUCUUCCUGUCCUGGCCUGAUAGUCCUAACGCCAGCUGUGGCUACAUAGUGGACUGGUGUCCAGUCUUCGGUAAUUGCACCUUCGAGUGGAUGAAAGUGUCUCCCAACAGAACUCAUACCACAGUUUUUUCAAAGAACUUUGAAGAUGGUCGGAGAUACCUGCUGUCCAUAUACGCCUGCACUGAGGGAGCUGCGGUGCUACUACAGAGAAGAGAGGGCUACAUCAGAGAGACCAAAAUAGGAGUCAAGCUGUUUAAACUCAAAUACAAACAGGAAGACUCGGCUGUUGAGGUAUCCUGGGAGCCCAUACCUCUGGAAAAGCAGACUGCUUCCAUCCAGGGAUAUAUUCUCUACUACCAGGACAAGAGCGGGAAUGUUUUCAACAUGAGCACAGAUGAUCCUGAAGCCACCAGCCUCACUGCAAAGAACCUGAACAUCAGUAUGUACACCUUCACGGUGACAGCAUCAACAGCAUUUGGACUUUGUGGUAAUUCAUCCAUCAAUGUCACCUUGAAUCCCCCGGCUGAUCAACUGAUAAUGCUGAUCUUGAUAUCCCUGGGAGCAGUUUUCCUUAUUCUGUCUGUCAGCACAAUUAUCUGCUCCAGACAAUGGGCAUGGUAAGCAAUGCACAUUUAUUUUCUGUGAAAUUUGCCACUUUUG